Messenger RNA from Marasmius oreades (fairy-ring Marasmius), 747 nucleotides. RefSeq lists its product as uncharacterized. Lineage: Eukaryota; Fungi; Basidiomycota; Agaricomycetes; Agaricales; Marasmiaceae. The record is from RefSeq and is a predicted model, not a curated record. The coding region runs from base 1 to 747 and encodes 248 amino acids. The transcript has 3 exons.
AUGCGCAAUUCAAGUCUUAUUUUAAUAUGGGCGAUAUUAUCGUUCCAGCGCCUAGUAUGGGCUUUGAACAUACCUCAGCCGCUAAUACCCGGCAAUGCCGGUGGGGAUUCAAUGGUUGGACUGCCAUGGAAACCAGGUUUCCCCCCCUUACUUACCGUCACCCGCCCGGUUUCGACAGUACAAAUUUCGACAGUACAUGUCACCGUUCCCGCAAGUUCUACUAAUAUUUUAGUUUCAACUAGUACUCAAAUAUUAAGCCCAACAGCACAUCCACCGUCCACUUCUUCUUCAACUUCCGCAGCUGUUUACGAACAGGACGCGCCAGAAAGAUACCACCGGCUUAGUCCUGGUGUAAUAGCGGCCACCUGUAUUGGGGGGAUCACGUUAUUGGUGUCAUUCGUUUUACUCCUACUCUGGAUCCGCUGUCGGAGAGCCAGGUGUUCAUCCGAGCCUCAUCCUACAACGCCUUCACCCUUCUAUUCGACUACAACCUCGAACAAAGAAACCGAAAAAGAACGUCGAGCACGGAGCGCUGGAUCACCCAAUCACUUGAAUCAAGACAGACCACCGUCGACAAUGGUGAACGAUUCUUCCUCCUUCAUCACAGAGUUGGCACCUCCACCCUACGAUGAUCGGAAAAGGAGAGUUGAGUGUGAAGGACGGCCUGGAGGUUUGAUUAAUGCGUCUCCAGCUGAAGAAGCGAGCUCCGAAAGCUCGUCAACGCUAUUCGAAUCGGGGAACGGAUAA